AAUUAAUUCUCAAUUAAUUCAAGCAAUUGCCCGAAUAUGUCAAGCCAAAAUGAAUUCAGAAAGGCGCAACAAGCUGAAGGCCCAGCGGCAAUAUUGGCCAUUGGGACUGCUACACCUCCUAAUCGUGUGCUCCAAAGCACGUUUGCAGAUUACUACUUCCGUGUUACAAAAAGUGAUGGCUUGAAAGACCUUAAAAAGAAAUUUGAGCGCAUUUGUGAUAAAUCUAUGAUAAAAACACGAUACAUGUACUUGACCGAGGAAAUCUUGAAGGAGAAACCGAAUAUAUGUGCUUACAUGGCGCCGUCCCUGAACGAAAGACAAGAUAUAGCUUUGGUGGAAGUGCCAAAGCUUGGCGAAGAAGCGGCAACUAAGGCGAUCAAGGAAUGGGGUCAGCCAAAGUCGAAGAUCACCCACUUAGUUUUUAGCACCUCAAGUGGCGUUGACAUGCCAGGAGCGGAUUACCAACUCACAAGACUCCUUGGCCUAGAUGCGUCUGUAAAACGCUUUGUACUCUACCAGCAAGGUUGUUCUGCCGGUGGUUCAGCCAUUCGUUUAGCUAAAGACUUAGCGGAGAACAACAAGGGGGCCCGUGUCCUGGUUGUUUGCUCGGAGAUCACUGCUGUAACUUUUCGUGGGCCUAAUGAAGCCCAUAUUGAUAACCUUAUUGGGCAGGGUUUGUUUGGUGAUGGUGCAGCUGCCAUCAUUCUAGGGUCUGACCCAUUGCUAGAUGUCGAAAAACCACUUUUUGAGCUUAUUUAUGUGGCCCAAACAAUUGUUCCUGAUAGUGAGAGUGCAAUUAACGUAAACUUACGUGAGGCUGGGCUUAUAUUUCAUCUCCGUGAAGACGUUCCAAGACUUAUCUCGAAGAACAUUGAAAACAGUUUGAUUGAAGCCUUUGCACCCUUGGGCAUUUCUAAUUGGAAUUCACUUUUUUGGGCUAUGCAUCCAGGUGGACCUGCAAUCUUGGACCAAGUGGAGCAGAAACUAGCCCUUCAGCCCGAUAAGCUACGAGCCUCACGACAGAUGCUUAGUGAAUACGGCAAUAUGUGGGGUGCUUCUGUUCUUUUUAUCCUAGAUGAACUACGAAACUAUUCGGCUACAAGUGGGCUAAAUACCACCGGGGAGGGUCAGAAAUGGGGCGUGUUAUUUGGUUUUGGACCCGGCCUCACUGUGGAGACAGUGGUCCUCCGUAGUGUGUCCAUUUAAUUGGAAUCACAAGCGCGCUAUCUAUGAUUAUUAUUAUUAUUAUGCUUUAUAUCCUGUAUGUUGCUCUACCGGGCUUUUUAGCUCUAUUACAACUUUUAAAGAUAAUAAAAUGAAUAAAUGACUUAUUUGAGAA
This is a messenger RNA of Erigeron canadensis, 1339 nucleotides long. RefSeq names its product chalcone synthase 2-like. Gene Ontology annotation, molecular function: acyltransferase activity, transferring groups other than amino-acyl groups. Gene Ontology annotation, biological process: polyketide biosynthetic process. Bases 37 to 1206 code for a protein of 389 amino acids. The transcript has 2 exons. NCBI's taxonomy places the organism in Eukaryota, Viridiplantae, Streptophyta, Magnoliopsida, Asterales, Asteraceae. The record is from RefSeq and is a predicted model, not a curated record.